Molecule: messenger RNA, 297 nt
Organism: Emiliania huxleyi CCMP1516
Lineage: Eukaryota; Haptophyta; Isochrysidales; Noelaerhabdaceae
Exons: 4
Coding region: 1-297 (98 amino acids)
Biological process (GO): positive regulation of protein phosphorylation; signal transduction
Cellular component (GO): nucleus; cytoplasm
Molecular function (GO): protein kinase activator activity
Source: RefSeq, a predicted model, not a curated record
AUGAACAUCUUCGCCGCCAACAAGGAGAAGGGGAAGACGUUUCGGCCGCGGCGCAACCACCGCGAGGGCACGAAGCGGUACCAGCUGCACAAGUUUGCGCAGGCCACGCUCGGCACGGGCAACCUUCACGAGGCUGUGACGCUGCCUGCCGGCGAGGACCCGAACGAGUGGCUCGCUGUCAACACGGUGGACUUCUUCAACGAGAUCAACCUCCUCUACGGCGUGGAGCUGAUCGACAAGCUGAUGGAGGGAGACAAGGAGAAGUACACGGCCGGCGCGAGCGGCACGGACAGAUAG